Messenger RNA from Anas platyrhynchos (mallard), 1765 nucleotides. It is a transcript of the gene CFAP410, whose product is annotated as cilia and flagella associated protein 410. Gene Ontology annotation, biological process: mRNA splicing, via spliceosome; cytoskeleton organization. Gene Ontology annotation, molecular function: protein binding. NCBI's taxonomy places the organism in Eukaryota, Metazoa, Chordata, Aves, Anseriformes, Anatidae. Gene Ontology annotation, cellular component: U4/U6 x U5 tri-snRNP complex. The record is from RefSeq and is a predicted model, not a curated record.
UGCAGAAGCCCCGCCCCCUCGCCGCGUGGCCCCGCCCCCGUGACGCGGCGCGGCGCGGCCAUGAGGCUGACCCGCGGGGCCGUGCUGGCCCGCGCCAAGGCCGCCGCGCUCGAUGGGGUCCGGCGGCUGAACUGCUGGGGCAGCCACCUCACCGAUAUCUCGAUAUGCCGGGAUUUGCCCAACGUCGAGGUGAUCUCCUUCAGCGUGAACGGCAUCUCGGACCUCGAGCCCCUCAACCAGUGCCAGAACCUGAGCGAGCUCUACCUGAGGAAGAACAACAUCGGGAGCCUCAACGAGCUCUUCUACCUCAAAAACCUGCCCCGCCUGAGGGUGCUGUGGCUGGCUGAAAACCCCUGCUGCGGGCCGGACCCCCACCGCUACAGGAUGACGGUGCUGCGCAACCUCCCCGGCCUGCAGAAGCUCGAUAACCAAGCCGUGACAGAGGAAGAACUGUCCCAGGCCCUGCUUGACGGGGAGGAGAUCACAGCCCCGCCGGCCAGGAGGAGCGUGGGGAACGGCUGCCCCGAGUCCGCUGAGCCCAGUGCUGCUGAAUCCACAACGGAGACCGAGAGCGAGCUGCUGAACUUCGGCCUGGAGGAGACAAACAAAAUUCGAGAGCAGCUCGGUAUGAAGCCUGUUCCCAGGGACAAAUUUUCCUCCUUUUCACCUCGAGCGACGGACUGCAGCCGAAAGAAGAGAAACAACGUGCUGAAUGCCAUCCUGCUUCUCACGAAGGAACUGGACGCGGAGGGUCUGGAGAUCGUCCAGCAGACCGUGGGGAGAAGGCUGCAGGCCUUUCGGAAGAAGGAGCUGCAGGAGGAGUGAGGGUGCCUGUUGCAAAGCUCCCUGGAGCGCUCUGAGCCGGGGAGCCUGCCCCAGCCCAGCAGCACCGCUCUGCCCACACAUGCCUGGCUACAGCCAAAGCCUCAGCGCUUUCCCUGCGGACGGGGUGAUGCUGGCUGCAAGGAAACUGCCCCUUUAGCUCUCCUGACAUUGCCCCUGGCUGUGCACGUCGCGCUGGCAGGAUCUGGCUCUCGGGAGCUUUCCUCUUUGCAUAGCAGGCUCCAUUAAAUCACAUCGCGUGUGGCUGGGGCCAUUUAGUGGGAGCCGCAGGGGGAUCAGCCAGCAAAACCCAGCAGGGCUGCAGACAGAGGUGCUGCUGUGCUCUGUGACUGAAGGUGUUGGCAAAGCCCGCCUGGCAGCCAGGCAGAUCACUGCUUUUAGGUUGUUCCCUGUUGGACCAACACGCAGCCGGUCACGGCACCAGCUUUGUGUGUAGCAGGCUCUGAAGGCAGCUUCUGCCACAAAGAUUUGUUUGAAUCUGUUGGGAAGAAGCUGCCUAAAAGAAUCGUCAAGAGCUGUCUGGUGCAGAUGGUGAAGGUCAAUGUCAAAUUCUUCAUUUAUCUUAAACUCCUGACUUUUUCUGGCCCUUGUUAGCACAUCCAGCAUCUGACUCGGCAAUGAGGUGGCCCAAAGAAAACCUUGGCGCAGCCUGGGUGAAACAGCACAUCCUGAAUGCUCAGCUGUAGUUUCACCUCUGCGUGUCCCUGCAGGCAUUAGAGCAGCUUAAGGAAACUUAACCUCGGAGCGAGAUGCCCCUGUGCAUUUUGUGGUUUGGGAGAAAAGCCAGGCGCUAUUAUCUGAUUGCACAGGUAUCCAGGGCAGGUGGUAAGCUGCAAGAUGAGUUUACUAAAAUUUUACAGAGCUGUUAAAUACUGACUGAAACGUUGUGACAUACCAAAUAAAAGCUAUUUUCCCUCUAGGA